AUGGAUAACUGCGCGGCAAUUUCAACGUGUCCAUGAUCAACACUGAUGACCGAUAGUAUCUGAAAACCCUAUAUCUACUCCCCCCCCUCAUAUCGAAGCCUGUCGGCCACUCGUGGUCUAGGGAUUCGAUGCCGGCCAACUGCAAUGAAUGAAAGUUUGCGGAGUCGUGGCAGCCUGGAGCGGCUGGACCUGCCGGACGACAUGGAUCUCAAUGACUUGGCCGACGGACGUGGCCCCGAACUCUGGCUCGACCAUGCCGUCGCCAAGUUGCGGUCCGCACUAGACGAAAAGAGUCGCCACGACGAGAUGCUGAGGCUGCACGCUCGCCUAUCCAACAUGCCGCUCAGUGGCAGAAGUGGCACGAUCAAUACAGAAGAGCUCUGUCACGUAAUCACUACCGCACUUCUCCCUCUUGAUCAGACAACAGAUCUGGCCUCUCGAGGCCCUGCGGCAGAACUCGCCCUGGCUUGCCUGGCCCUGCUCUCGCCCGCCCUGGAUGACUCUACACUACUGACUGUCAUAGCAUAUACGGAAGACAGUGCACCCUGGACCACCGAGGGGGGAGCUCGUCUUGCGGCUGAACUCAUCCAGUCACAGCUAGACCCAAUGAGACUGGAUAAUUUCAUCAGCGGACCCCUUCUUCAAGGCUACAUUCGCCCAAUGAUCUCAUCGACAACGUGCAGCAGGCUCACUGGCUCAGGGAGACCAGUUCAGUUUCAUCAAAACACCGGCGUCUCUCGAAACGCCCUGCCGGAUGCACCAUGGAAGCGUUGCGAACCCCCAGUGAUGACCAUCUUCGGCUGGGCAGUAGAGAAGGCAAAUAACACUCUAGUUGAUGAGAAGUGGCCACUCUUCUUGCCCGCUCUUCUCGCCUUUACGACAGACUAUGACGCCAUGGUGCGGGAAAAGGGUCUCCGUUUUGUGUCCAUCUUUCUGCAUAAACUGUCGGCCAGGAUCCUCAAGAAAAGCGGAGUUGGGGAUCUCCUGCAGGAUGCCAUCUUUCCGACUCUCCUGUCCCUCCCGAGCGUGACACCCGAGCGUCAAUCCGCUAUGCUGCUCCGCGCCGCAUACCCAGUGUUCCUGCAGCUGGCCGAAGCAGAUCCAGAUCCCAAUCACCGCUUUAAGAAGAAUGUCUUGGACAAAGUUUUGAGAGACGGAAUUUUGCAAGGCUACUAUCAUGCCGUCGAGUACGCCACCAUCGUUGAGAUUUUGUUGCACAGUGCCGCCAGCGUCGUGUCUUGCUUAGGUCUCUCCUCUGUACGACAUCUUCAGGGUCUGCUUGAUAUGGCUGAGUCAACAAUGACCGAUCCAUUCGCAGUGGCCUAUCCUCCCGCAAUCGAAGCCGCGAUCAACCUGUUAUGCUCUAUUAUGUGGCAUUGUUGGCCGAGGAUGUCUGGGCAGGCACAUGGACCGCGCGUAAUUCGUGCCGCAGCAGUGUGUUGGUUAAACUUGCAGGAUCAAGAGCAGCACGAGAACGAGCUCAUGUCGGCAGGUGACAGGCAGCUUCUCCAAGAUCGGCUUCGCAACCUGGCGAGGUUGCUCAUGGCUGCCUGGGGGGAGCAAAAGCCCGGAAUGGGGCAAAAGAUAUCCGAAGCAAUGAAAAAGGAGCCUCGGCUCACUGCACUCUUUGCAGAGGAUGCGAGCGGCAUGCAACAUGGCGAUGGGAGGCGAGAACAGGCCGCAACACUCCCAGGUUGAGGUAAGACUUAAUCGAGCGGCUGUUGUUUGAAGAAAGACUUUCCGCGAAGCCAUUUACGAUACGCCUUGUAUCGUUUCUUGGCACCGUCUUCCUCUGUCACAGUGAGAGGGUUCUCGCCGACUCUGAGCAGCUCCGCAUAUACAUCCACUUCUUCUUCAAUGCCGGCCACCAUGAGCCCGUGGUCGCGCCAACUGCCGUUGACGUACUCUUGGUAUUCCGAUGAAUCCAUGUCGAUGGGAGCAUCGGUAGAAACCACGAGAGGCAAAUUCUGUGGAUGGCAUAUAUAUCGCUCAUAGUCUUCAGCUUCCUGCUCUCUCACAAACGGGUUGAGAGAGUCGCGGACUGCCGUGGUGAAAGUCCACUGUGCGGCCUUGGACUUUUCAAGAGCAGUUGGUUUGGUCUUGUUGCGUUCUAGAGACAAACUGAGGCCAGUGGUAGCCACCAUGGUCCCUGCACCCGGCAUAACGGCUUGGUCUCUAUCAUGCAGUGGCUGCAGCCAACGCUGCAGUGACAUAGACUUGGCUGUUGUUCGUCCCGAAGCGAUGGAGGCAGAAUCGUCAUCGCGCGCGGGCAGCUGCGGUGAGCCUGAUGGGCUGCUGUAGGAUGGGUCUCGCUUCGUCUUCUUCUUGUCGGCCUCGGUGUCCCCGUCAGUGCGCACGCGGAAAGGGCUGAGGUCGUAGCGGCCGUCCUGCGUUGACUUGAGCGGAAUGUACUUGAUUGUUGAGUUCAUCUUGUAAGCGAACAUUUUAGGGAACGAAGACAAAGUCGCCGGACGGUAAUACUCGAGCCAAUAGUCGUCGAAAAACUCCACUGGGUGAGAGGCGACCGGACCGCGCAAGGGUAAGCGUGGGGGAACGGGCCUGUCGCGGAGAUGUGCCAAGGUAUACCAGUUUAUGUACUUGAAUUGCUUCGCGGCAGACCAGUCUUUGGGGUCGGCGUGGUGCAGGUAAUAGUCUGUAGCAAGGUCCCAGAGCAUGGGCUGCCCUUGAGUGAAGAUGUAGUUGCCCAG
Messenger RNA from Purpureocillium takamizusanense, 2708 nucleotides. RefSeq lists its product as uncharacterized. The transcript has 5 exons. The record is from RefSeq and is a predicted model, not a curated record. NCBI's taxonomy places the organism in Eukaryota, Fungi, Ascomycota, Sordariomycetes, Hypocreales, Ophiocordycipitaceae. Gene Ontology annotation, cellular component: cytosol; nucleoplasm; centrosome. The coding region runs from base 145 to 1698 and encodes 517 amino acids.